ACCCCUUCUGUAUCUUGUGGUCUCCGAAAGCGCUUGCUAACCAAUGGAAAGGCAUCAGCUAGCAUAGCUAAUGCAUGUGACGCCAUUUCGGUAUUGGGUGUCUACGGGUGCCAUUGUGAGGUAUGAGCAAAGCCUUUAUAUAUUUUUAAGUACAAUAUGUGUAUGUUUUGGACCGUAGCUGCAAGACAGUAGCUGCGGUUAUACAGAGCAGAAAUUGUGCGUUAUGGAGUUUGACUUAGUCAAUGUAGCAAGCUAUAUGCUAACGGAGAUAGCGUGAGUUUUUGAAUGACACGAUUCCUUACAGGCACCUUACUAGCUUAGUCUCGUUGGUCAUUGCCUAGACGUGUGACUGAUGAAUGAAUUGUUUUGUUGAGUUGGCUGUCUCAGGUCAGGUUUUUAGUGUCCUCCGAAAUUCUUGCGCGUACAUGCAUUAUUCGUUGUCUCACUUGCAUCGUACACAACAGUAAAGUUGUCUAAGAUAUUAACCUAGUUUUUUAAAAUUCAAUAGGUACAAGCUAGCUCACUAUUGUUUGUCGGCACACUCUCAGACAGUGGCAGUUCAAGCUUGUCUAUUUGAGAAAACCCACCAUGUUUACUUUUAUGGAAUGUCGAGUUCGCAGCUAUAGUUCCGACACAGUUAUGUUCAGGUAGGGGAAUUACUUAAUGCAGAGUGGUUUGUCCAGUGAGUUAUUUCAUUGUGGGCAGUGUAAUCAUAUUUAAACUUGGUUUCACGUUUGCAUAGUCAGGACUGACAAACACUGCCUGGCAUUGUCCUGAUGCAGCUAAACCACACUUUGUCCACACAUAAGUCACAGUUAACGUCGGGGCCCAAGUCACUUAGUGCUACAUAGUAGAUCUUCUAAAGAACAGGACUAACAGAACCAGGAAGAAAAAGAAAUAGAAAGAUCAUGUAUAUUCAUGAAAUUCAUCAUGUGUGUGGUAUUGAACAUGUUGAUUAGUAACUUCUUGCUUUUAGGGUGUGUUGAAAAGGCCAAUCAAAAUGGUGAAAAUAUUCAUUGGCAACCUGUCCCCCAACACAACAACGGAGGAACUCCGUGCCCUCUUCUCUCAAUAUGGCAAGAUUUCAGAGUGCGACAUCGUCAAAAACUUCGGCUUUGUACACAUGGAUGAUAAAGCAGAGGCGGAAGAGGCCAUCCGCAACCUCCACCACUAUGAGUUAAACGGUCAGGCCAUGAACGUGGAGCUGAGUCGAGGCAAGCCCAGGGCCUCUACGAAGCUCCACGUUGGUAACAUCAGCUGCAGCUGCACCAAUCAGGAGCUGCGUGCCAAGUUCGAAGAGUAUGGCCCUGUGGUAGAGUGUGACAUUGUGAAGGACUAUGCAUUUGUGCAUAUGGAGCGAGUAGAGGAUGCCAUGGAGGCAAUCAGUGGACUCGACAACACCGCCUUUCAAGGCAAACUGAUGAGUGUGAAGCUCUCAACUAGCCGCCUGCGCACCGUGCCGGGGAUGGGAGAGAGGACGGGUUGUUAUCGGUGCGGGCAGGAAGGCCACUGGUCUAAAGAGUGCCCUUUGGACCAGAAUGGCUCCUAUCGCGAAGGAGCCAUGGGGCCCGACGAGUCCAACGGAUUCGGUCCCCCGAGGUUCGGUGGUCGCGGCCGCGGGUUCCAUCGUGGCUUCAAUGGGGCUGACCCGGGCUUCGGCGGCAGCUUUGCGCCCUCUCAUGGCAUCAGCAGGGGCGGGGCUUACGGCGGCGAGGGACCCGGUUACGGCCGGGGUGCCACGGGCUAUGAGAGCGCUAUGGGUUACGGCGUGCCUCCGGGUUAUGGCAUGGCGGCGGACCCUAGCCUGGCUCGUGCAUACGGAAGCGAAGCAGCGGCUUAUGGGGGCGCGGCAGCCAGUUAUGGUGCGGCGAUGCCAGGGUACCCUGCUCGGCGGUCCGCCUACGACGAGCGAGAUCCGUACGGUGUGGUGGACUUCUACGAGAAGUAUCGGGCGCGUCCGUACGGUGGCAGUUAUUUCGAAGAUCGACGCGCUGUUCCCAUGCCCACCCCUCCUCCUCCCACCUCCUCCAUCAUGAGGGAUCGCUUGUCCUCCUCUAGCCUUGACCCGUAUGAGCGGCGCCCCCUACCCCCUCCACCAGCUCCUGGCUCCUCGUACUACUCCCGCGAUCGAAGCCCAAUCCGACGCGUGCCUCCCGAGGCAGAGGGCUACUCAUACGAACGCUCGCGGCUCUCCCCGGUCUCCUCGCUUCCCCGGACCUCCGCGUAUGACCUGCCGCGGGAUCCCUACGCAGAACGGGCGCGCUAUGCUUAUUAGUCUCACCACACACCUUUCAGCAGCCUGUGACGCGUACCAACAUCAGUGCUGUCGCGGGGUGGUGAUUAUCGCGGACGCGUUACUUCGGUGCGUCGGUGGCCCACGA
Molecule: messenger RNA, 2381 nt
Organism: Clupea harengus (Atlantic herring)
Lineage: Eukaryota; Metazoa; Chordata; Actinopteri; Clupeiformes; Clupeidae
Gene: rbm4.1
Product: RNA binding motif protein 4.1
Cellular component (GO): nucleus
Molecular function (GO): mRNA binding; zinc ion binding
Source: RefSeq, a predicted model, not a curated record